AUGGCUCCCGACCUCAACUCCCUACCUCCAUCAACACAUUCUAGAAACAUGAACUCAUCAGGUACAAACGGCGAUAGCCCUACGCCCUUGGGAGGCGGCACAGACUCCCCUCCGUCUGCUUCCCGCUCGCAAUCCAUCUCUCUACAGGCAGCAGCUACAAUGAACGCCGGACUCCAGCGACGAUCCUCGAGUAGCUCUGUUACACGAAAUCAGCAAUCCCCCGCCGGCCGCAGACGAUCUACCGUUCUCAUGAAUCUCCAAUUCAACGAUCCUAGCCUUCCUGCCCCGGGUGAAAUGCAAGAAGGACCCGGCGGCGUCAGUGGCAGUGGUGUCAGCACCGCCAGUCCUCGACCGCUAUCCGGUUCCCCCCUCCUGGCUGCCCGCGAUCCACACCACAAUCGCGCGCCGAGUCUUGGAGAACUACAUCAGGAGCUCGAGGCCGAGCAAGAAGCUCAGGUGAACCGAUUGCUGCAAAUGAUUCGCCGCCAGCAGCUCGAGCUUCAGCAGCUUCAAUCGACUCAGGGCCAGAACCAAAGCGCUGUAGCUGCUGAUGAUUCUACCCCUGCUUCAGAACGCUCUGCCUCUGGUGUACCUUCCGGAGUGGCCACGAACCAGGGAACUGGAACUUCCUCUGUUUCUACUCCUCGGUCACCUAUUCUACCCCGUGGUUCAUUUGACAUUGGAAGACCCGAUCUGCGGACGUCGGGCACUUCAAGUCGACGCACAUCGUCCACCCGCUUGAGAUCUGGUUCGAUAAGUGGCGGUGACAUUAGCGAUCCCUCGCUCCUGAGUGGCCGUGAUGAAAGUGCCUUUUAUCAGGCAGAAACACAGUCGCUUGUCAGGGAGAAUCAAAUGCUGCGACAUCGAAUUAGAGAACUUGAGCGGCAACUGAAUGAGGCGCAAACAACCUCAACCAUAACGAGAGAACCUGCGCAACCAUCUCAGCUUCUACAGUCCCAGUCAGUAUCUGAAGAGGCGGUAGGCGGCGCUACACCAACAGCACCUGUCACAGCCUCUGCUCCGAAAGAAGAGUAG
Molecule: messenger RNA, 1035 nt
Organism: Pestalotiopsis fici W106-1
Lineage: Eukaryota; Fungi; Ascomycota; Sordariomycetes; Amphisphaeriales; Sporocadaceae
Exons: 3
Coding region: 1-1035 (344 amino acids)
Source: RefSeq, a predicted model, not a curated record